AUGGAGGAAUGGAGGUAUGUUGAGGCCAUCAGCAACAAGCAGAGCGAGCUGGACAACUACAUCGCAGAGGGCUACAAGAACGCUCUGUCGGAGGAGAGGAGGAGGUACUGCUUCCUGGUGGACCGUCAGUGUGCUGUGGCCAAGACCAGCAGCGUCUACCACAACAAGGGAAAGGAGCUCUUAUCUCAGAAGAUCCCGAUGUGGCAGCAGGCGUGUGCCGAACCCAACAAGCUGCCAGAUCGUGCCAUGUUUCUGGCCCAGCAGAUGAGCGGUAUGGUGGGCACCAUGGCUCCCGGUGCUCUUCAUCCAGGCAUGCCCAUCGCUGAGUCCAUCCCUGGUGCUAAACCUCUGCCGGUGCCUCCGGAGCUGGCAGCGUUCAGGGCCAGUGGGGGAAUGGGACAGCAGAGGCUGAUGGGAGGAGUGGAAGCAGGGAUGCCGGUGCUGAACGGCACGUCCGGCGCCCACGGAGGAGAAGACUACCAGCAGUGGAUGGAGGGCAAAGUGGCCCAGGGCAAGGCCUCGCCCCAGACCCAGCGGCACGGAGGGGAGGUCUACUCCAACACCCUGCCGGUGCGCAAGGCCGCCCCCGCCAAGAGCAAGACCACGCUGAUGGAGACUCGCACUCUGCCCCGGUCCAGCUCCAUGGCUGCAGGGCUGGAGAAAAACGGGAGAACUUGUGUCCAGGCCAUCUUCUCUCACGCAGCCGGUGACAACAGCACCCUGCUCAGCUUCUCUGAGGGCGACGUCAUAACCCUGCUGGUCCCCGAGGCCCGUGAUGGGUGGCACUACGGAGAGAACGAGAAGACGAGGAUGCGUGGCUGGUUUCCCUUUUCCUACACCAGGGUGAUCUCUGACGGUGACAGUGACUCCAUGAGGCAACUUCGGGCACACAACCUCAAUCACGGGAAGAGCAGCAGCACAGGGAACCUUCUAGAGAGGGAAGACAUGGCUCUGCCCGUCCCUGAUUACGGCAUCCACGCCCGCAUGGCAGCACCGAGCGCCGCAGCGCUGCACGGCAGACAACAACGCCCCUACAGCGUGGCAGUGCCAGGCUCCUCACAGCACGGAGUUGAAGAGUACGAGCCUCGUUUCCCCACAAGUUCCACAGAGGGCAAAUUGAUUUCCACAGUGUGAGGACAGACAGACAGACAGACUCAGCCAGACGAUGCAAUAGGACAGGCACCUCGCUGCCCUUCAACCGACCCCCUCCCUCCCCUCUGUCCUGCCUCCCUCCCUCCCUCCUGCUUAUGGCAAUAAACUCUUCCCCAAGUUGAUCAAUGCCACGAAGACGCUCGGUUGUUUGUCUUCUCCCCUCUCUGAGCCUCACCCCCUUUUCCUCAGUCCUGCCUCGUCCAUAUCCUCCCCCCUUUCUGGACCUCACCCCCCUCUCCCCUUUUCCACCAAUCCUGCCUUGUGCUGUCUGACCGUCCGGUAGCCACGCCGGGCCGCUGGUGGAGCCUGGGCGCAGAGCCACGCCCAGCCAGACCCGAAUAAAAUGGACUCUGUGCCAUCCGAAUAUUCAAAAUCAAAGUGAUGGACAUUUUCUCUGAGGAAAAGUGUAUCUUUUGCUUGUCUUUCAUGCAUGUACAUUUCCUUUAUUUACCACCGGGAUUAUCUCUCCCCACCGAAGGAACCUGGUUCUCACAAAUGUCCCUCCAUCACGACGAUGUAAAGGAUUUAUGUAAAUCAGGGUGUAAGUUGAUCCCAAAGAGGAUUUUCAUGAUGUAAAAACGACAUUACAAUCAAAACCUUUACUGAUUCUCUCAGUAUUUAACAGUAAUAACUUUGUUUUGUACUCUGAGAUAAGAGUUUAUGUAUCACGAGUAGUGAACCGAUAAUUCAAUGUUUGAACGGAGACGGUGUAAUGGGAAUGUUUACUGUACAUAAAUGUGCCAUAUACAGAAGUGCUUGUCUUAAAGUAUCUAUGAUCAGUUCAUAACCAAAUGCACCUUAUAAAAGUAAUAGUCUAUAUUUCUGACUUCCUGUGAACAGAGUAUCGGUCUCAUCGUCUGUAACGGAGGGCGACUGUGUUCAGACACACAAACACUGGUGCUCGGGCUCCUUCCUCUAUUUAUUGUGAUGUGUGAAUAUCAUGCCGAGGCUGAAUGGGGUCAACGAACCCUCGUCCCUGACAGACACAAGGCUCAGAGUUGGUUUAGUAAUGAAACGCACUGAAAUUAAAAAUAUCAGAAUUGGUUUGGUCGGUUUUAAAGUAGAAAAGUUUCAUAUUUGGUGGUUGCAGCUUUUAAAAUUCAGCUUUUACUGAUUGUAAAUUUUAUUUAUUUAAUUUUAGACUGUUGCUUAAACAACAAACUCAAAUUAAAGACUUUUAGAAUUUGGAUGAAUUUUUUUAUUAUCUUUUUUAAAGUCAAAAGUUGUUCAUGCAUGAAAGAAAAGACAACUGGUACUCCCGUUUGGCCCCGUGCACAUGGUCUCAAACAUCGCUUCUUAUUUCCAAACACUUUUUCUAUCUUUUCGUGCCUCUUAUUGAUGUUUUCAUGGCAAAUGAGUCUGAAAAUCAUCUGGAUCCAGAGGAAUGAACGAUGCAUCUGGUGUUUCGUGAUAAGUGUGUGGUCUAACUAUACCACGCAGCCUUGAUGAGCAGAGGAGGUGACUCCAUGUUGAAACCUCAUUCAGCCUCCUUGUUCUUGUGCUCUUUGCAAUUAAAGGCGUGAUUUUAAAAACCUCAGUGAGUAGAAAGCAUCGUGUUUUGCAGAAAAAAAGAAGUUUGUCUGAUUCUCUCUGUGCUGAAUAAAGAAGCUGCUCGUCUUUAUGUCGGUCCAGUUAGUGCCUGUCUUCUAACCACUGUCCCUCUGUCGGCAUCUGAUGUCCCCUAACCACCAUUUAGUUUCUCUCAGCUUUUAAAUCUCAUGCGUUUUGAAACAUUUAGAAAAAAGAGAGAAGGUGAAAAUGUAAACUGUGCAGCUCUGCUCUGCCUCCUACUUUGCAAAAAUGUCUGCACCAGAUAUUUAAUAUAUAUAAUAUAUAAUGAAGAGUCUCAAAAUGUUUUUUUCUUUAAAUUAAUGAAAAAGUGAUGCAGAAACUUUCCCUCAACAAUUGUUAAAAUUCCAGAUCCUGUUUCCUUUUUCACUUUAAAAGAAAAAUGUUUUCAGACUUCACGUGAGACCUCUUUGCAUCGUAGAGACGUGUCCUCUCUGUGUCUGCUGUCUCUUCUCUCUCCGGUUUGUCUGUGACCUAACACUCGUCUCCCCCCUCAGCUUUGCCAACGCUCCUUUUUUUCCGUCUCUGUUUUGAUAAAUUUAGAAACAAAAGUCGAGCACAAACGACUGGAAGCUGCCAGUGUUUCUUCUUUCUCCACUAAAAUAAGUCCAAGGUACGACUGCCACCGCUGCAGAGACAGCACACCAAUCACCUGUGGCCAAAAAACUCCUGCAUCGACUGAUGUGCUUUUAUUUUGAUGAGUUUUGUUGUGAAAGGAAAAAAAGAACCUGAAUAUUGUACAGAGACUUUAUGUGCAUGCUUUGGGGGCGCCAAGAAGUGUAAAGUUGAGGACCUCAAAUGUAUGGUGAAUUUAUAAAUUAAAAAAGUCUAAAAUAAAUUUAUUCAGCCGAA
This is a messenger RNA of Paralichthys olivaceus (Japanese flounder), 3573 nucleotides long. NCBI's taxonomy places the organism in Eukaryota, Metazoa, Chordata, Actinopteri, Pleuronectiformes, Paralichthyidae. The record is from RefSeq and is a predicted model, not a curated record.